CCCCGAGUCUGGGCCGGGGGUGGUGUGGGCGGAGGUGAUGGUGGCUUGAGAUCCGUGACUGCCCUACCCCAAACGCACCCCAUCCCACGGCCCUGAAGAACAUGCUGUCCUGGACAGCGACUGGGGAGGAAAACACGUCUUCUCUUUCAGCCUUGUUCAGUGUCUCUGACAAAACCGGCCUCGUGGAAUUUGCCAGGAACCUCACUUCUGUGGGUUUGAGUCUGGUCGCUUCUGGAGGGACCGCAAAAGCUCUCAGGGAUGCGGGUCUGGCAGUCAGAGAUGUCUCUGAGCUGACGGGGUUUCCCGAAAUGUUAGGGGGCCGUGUGAAAACCUUGCACCCUGCAGUCCAUGCCGGAAUCUUGGCUCGUAAUAUCCCAGAAGAUAAUGCUGACAUGGCCAGACUUGAUUUCAAUCUUAUAAGAAUUAAGAAGUGUGUGUACAGUAACCGUGUUGCAAAGAGGUUAAACCGAUGUGAAAAUACUAAUCCUAUUUUGUUUUUGAAAGGUGGGGUAACCCUGUUGAGAGCAGCAGCCAAAAACCACGCUCGAGUGACGGUAGUGUGCGAGCCAGAGGACUACGCCGCUGUGUCCACAGAGAUGCAGAGCUCUGACAGCAAAGACACCUCCUCAGAGACCAGGCGCCAGUUGGCCUUGAAGGCUUUCACUCACACGGCACAAUAUGAUGCAGCAAUUUCGGAUUACUUCAGGAGACAGUACAGUAAAGGAAUAUCUCAGCUCCAUGAAGACAUUCUAAAUGGAGCCCCUGGAUUUAUAAACUUGUGUGAUGCUUUGAAUGCCUGGCAGCUGGUGAAGGAACUCAAAGAAGCCUUAGGCGUUCCAGCUGCUGCCUCUUUCAAGCAUGUCAGCCCAGCAGGUGCUGCUGUCGGAGUUCCCCUUAGUGAAGAUGAGGCCAAAGUGUGCAUGGUCUAUGACAUGUAUAAAACCCUCACACCCAUAGCCACCGCCUAUGCACGAGCAAGAGGGGCCGAUAGGAUGUCUUCAUUUGGUGACUUUGUUGCCUUAUCGGAUAUAUGUGAUGUCCCUACUGCCAAAAUUAUCUCCAGAGAGGUAUCUGAUGGUAUUAUUGCCCCAGGAUAUGAGGAAGAAGCUUUGACAAUACUUUCUAAAAAGAAAAAUGGGAACUACUGUGUUCUUCAGAUGGACCAAUCUUACAAUCCAGAUGAAAAUGAAGUUCGGACUCUCUUUGGUCUUUGUUUAAGCCAGAAGAGAAAUAAUGGGGUCAUCGACAGGUCAUUAUUUAGCAAUGUUGUUACCAAGAAUAAAGAUUUGCCGGAAUCUGCGCUCCGAGACCUCAUCGUGGCCACCAUUGCUGUGAAGUACACUCAGUCCAACUCCGUGUGCUACGCCAAGAACGGGCAGGUGAUCGGCAUUGGAGCAGGACAGCAGUCUCGGAUCCACUGCACACGCCUGGCAGGAGAUAAGGCGAACUUCUGGUGGCUCCGGCAUCACCCACGAGUGCUCUUGAUGAAGUUCAAAACCGGAGUGAAGAGAGCAGAAGUCUCCAACGCCAUCGAUCAGUAUGUUACUGGGACCAUCGGCGAGGAUGAAGAUCUGGUAAAGUGGAAGGCUCUGUUUGAGGAAGUCCCUGAAUUACUGACUGAGGCCGAGAAGAAGGAAUGGGUGGACAAGCUUAGUGAAGUGUCCGUCAGCUCGGAUGCCUUCUUUCCUUUCAGGGACAAUGUGGACAGAGCUAAAAGGAGUGGCGUGGCGUAUAUUGCUGCUCCGUCCGGUUCUGCUGCUGACAAGGUUGUGAUUGAGGCCUGCGAUGAGCUGGGAAUAGUCCUCGCUCACACGAGUCUUCGGCUCUUUCACCACUAAUUUCAUCACACGCGCUUUAAGUUUGUUUAUGUGGGUGAAAAAUCAUGUGGGCAAUUUUGAAAAUACUUUGGAAAAAAUAAAAAUAAAUCUGAAUAAUAACCUUGGA
Messenger RNA from Myotis davidii, 1944 nucleotides. RefSeq names its product 5-aminoimidazole-4-carboxamide ribonucleotide formyltransferase/IMP cyclohydrolase (gene ATIC). The record is from RefSeq and is a predicted model, not a curated record. The transcript is spliced from 15 exons. NCBI's taxonomy places the organism in Eukaryota, Metazoa, Chordata, Mammalia, Chiroptera, Vespertilionidae. Gene Ontology annotation, biological process: 'de novo' IMP biosynthetic process. Gene Ontology annotation, cellular component: cytosol. The coding region runs from base 102 to 1838 and encodes 578 amino acids. Gene Ontology annotation, molecular function: IMP cyclohydrolase activity; phosphoribosylaminoimidazolecarboxamide formyltransferase activity.